ACAUCACCGUCUCUGGAUACAGAAUACAACGUGGAGCACCGAAUCCGAAACGAAGAAAAAGUCCAAGGGGGGGAACUGACGUCACCAGGAAACAAGAAUAAAUACAAAGGUGAGGACUGGAGAAAAGGCAAAGCAGGGAAGAAAGGAGUAAGACAGGCUUAUCUGUGAGGAUCUCCACUGAGCGAUUUCACUUCGUAACUUGAAGCCUAAACAUGGCUGGUGCUUUGCAAUAUAUUUGUCUGCUCCUGACUUUUGGCAUUCCAAUCCACGAAUGUACGGCGGUGUACGAAGAUGCCAAGUGUGUCACAGAUCCACCUUGUUUUGAUCUGAACAUAGUGGCGAAGAUGGCUAGACAGGUCAGCGAGGAUCUGAUAGCUGCAGAUGGUGAGAGUAUCCUUCUAAAACACAACCUCUUUGACAAAAUUCGCAAAAAGAAAGACCUCCACAGCUGCGUCCUGCUGAAAAUCCUCGAUCUCUUUGAAAACGUGCUGGUUAGGACAGAGGAAAAGUCACCUGUCCAUCCCAAAGGAGAAAUUAACCCCCAUACAGAGCUCAUACAUAUCAUGGAUCGACUAGAGACCUGUGUCUAUAAGAAUAAAAAAGGAUGCGAUAGGCUAUAUAGCAAAGCUAUUAACACGGCUCCUAUGCGUUCCAGUAAGCUGGAGCCUAUUCAGGCAGCGAUCCUACAGCUACAAAAACUGAACAAUGCGAGUGAAAGCCUCGAUGAUGUGAAUAUUCAGAAGAGAGCCAUGGACGAACUGAAAUCCCUCCAUCUCUACAUAAGAGGAAAAGGUUUUCGGAAAAAGCUGAGCGACUGACAUUCUGUGAAUGUUGUUUUAUUAAAGCCAAAGGGACACCAGUCCAGUUUCUCUCUUAAAACAAGACUAUGCUAAUUUUCAUGUUUCUAAUAAUGAUGCUUCAGGUUAUCAAGCUUUGUAAUGCGAAUAUUUAAAUUAUUUUUUUAAACUAAAGAGUAUUUAAACAGCACAAAAGCGACAUAACGCUAUGUACUUUCGGUGAAAGACUAUGAAUGUACUGCAGUAAAGGCAGCUAAGAGAAAAACUUUACAAAGGAUGCAUUGAAAAAUAAAAGUUUUGUACUAUAUUCGAAAAUUUGACUUCUCAUUAAAGCCCUUUAUAACAUCUGCUGUGUCCAUGUAAUUGCUUUGUCUGUA
Molecule: messenger RNA, 1174 nt
Organism: Paramisgurnus dabryanus
Lineage: Eukaryota; Metazoa; Chordata; Actinopteri; Cypriniformes; Cobitidae
Source: RefSeq, a predicted model, not a curated record